This is a messenger RNA of Sphaeramia orbicularis (orbiculate cardinalfish), 1713 nucleotides long. RefSeq names its product C-C chemokine receptor type 9-like. The record is from RefSeq and is a predicted model, not a curated record. Gene Ontology annotation, molecular function: C-C chemokine receptor activity; C-C chemokine binding. NCBI's taxonomy places the organism in Eukaryota, Metazoa, Chordata, Actinopteri, Kurtiformes, Apogonidae. Bases 213 to 1352 code for a protein of 379 amino acids. Gene Ontology annotation, cellular component: external side of plasma membrane; membrane. The transcript has 3 exons. Gene Ontology annotation, biological process: calcium-mediated signaling; G protein-coupled receptor signaling pathway; cell chemotaxis.
UUCAGUGGGGAGAAGUGCUACACCAUGUGUCGUGUGCUUUUUGUCUGCAGACUGUGAUGAAGUGAAUAUACACAGCACGUGAUUUUCUGUGGUUAUGGAGAAACCAUAUAAGAAGUGGUGAUGAGGCUUCUAGUUAAAGCUACCAGCUGUACUACACAGACAAAACCAGAGCAGUGACUUAGAGUUUCCACUCUACAACUCACUCACACAGAAUGGAUUAUACAGAGGAAGUCUUUACAACUGUAUUCACCACAGAAAAUUACUUUGGAACUGAGCCCACCUCUGGCUACACAGAUGACUACGAUAGCGGCUUCACUGAAAACCCAGGCAUGUGUGACAGGAGCUGGGUCAGGGAGUUCCGCGGCCAGUACGAACCACCUCUCUUCUGGAUCAUCUUCCUCCUGGGUGCUCUGGGGAACCUGCUGGUGGUCUGGAUCUACACCACUGUCCGCAACCGCCUGAAGACGAUGACUGACGUGUACCUGCUCAACCUGGCCGUGGCCGACCUCCUGUUUCUGUGCACGCUGCCCUUUUGGGCCGUCGACGCAAUCAAGGGCUGGGACUUUGGUGUCAGUCUCUGCAAAAUGGUGUCAGCUGUUUACAAAAUCAACUUCUUCAGCAGCAUGUUCUUACUCACCUGUAUCAGCGUGGACCGCUACAUUGCUAUCGUGCAGGUUACCAAAGCCCAGAAUUUUAAGAAGAAGAGACUGUUCUACAGCAAACUUGCCUGUGUGGGUGUGUGGUCUGUCUCCACUCUCCUGGCCCUACCUGAGUUUAUCUUUGCCCAAGUGAAGACGUACCCUAAUAACCAGUCCUGUACUCUCGUCUACUGGAACAAUGCAAACAACCAGACUAAGAUCCUGGUGCUGUCCCUGCAGAUCUGCAUGGGCUUCUGCCUUCCUCUGCUGAUCAUGUUCUUCUGUUACUCCAUCAUCAUUCGUACACUUCUGCAGGCCAAAAGCUUUGAAAAGCACAAGGCCCUGCGAGUCAUCUUUGCUGUGGUCUUCGUUUUUGUUCUUUCUCAGUUGCCUCACAAUAGUCUGCUGAUAAUGGAAGCAACACAGGCUUCCAACACGACCAUCACCGACUGCGACACUGUGAAAGGUUUUGAUGUAGCCGGACAGGUAGCCAAGAGCCUGGCAUACACUCACGCCUGCCUGAACCCAUUCCUGUAUGUCUUUAUCGGAGUUCGGUUCAGACAAGACCUCGUGAGGAUUUUGAAAAUGUGCGCCGUUGGUCUUGGCAAAGGAGGGCUCAGUUCCAAACAGUUUACAAGCAGCAGUUUACAAGCAGUUCCCAAACGUCCCUCUGUCAUGUCAGACACAGAUACUACUCCUGCCCUGUCCAUAUAAACACAGAUUUUCCUAAAAUCAUCAACCUGAGACCUGAACCAACAAUACAUUUCAUAUUACAUUACAUAUUUUUCACAAUUUUUCCUCUGGCAUUACUUAUUGCUCACAGAUCGAGGACAAAUGUCCAACUUUAAAGCAAAAACCGUCUUUGUUUACAUGCAUUAUAUUCAUGUUCUGACAAUACAUGCAGGUAUAAUAUCAUUUGGAGUCACUGUACAAACUGUAUAUUCAUGUAAAUAGCGUUUUUUUUCUUACUGUUUGUAUGUAUUCUCUGGUUUGCUGCUGUGAUUGAUUUAGAAUAACUGUAUUUUUCAGUUUUAUAUGUAAAAAAAAAAAAGCUUAUUAAAAAUGAUUAAAAUUU